AUGAACAUUAUAAAUUUACAAAAUGCUGCCCAGCAAGAUAUCACUUUUGAACCUAAGGCAGAUACCAUCUCAGCAUCGCCUAUCCAGACUUUUAUCGACAGUUUACGUCAUCGCUUAAGCGUUUCAAGGCAGCCAAAAGCUCUAAAGCCAUUUUCUCCGGGAGAUAUCAAAAUCCUAUUACUAGAAAAUGUCAAUCAAAGUGCGACCAAUAUUUUUCAAGAGCAAGGUUAUCAAGUGGAAUCUUAUAAUGGAGCACUUACAGAGGAUUGCCUAAUUGAAAAAAUCAAAGAUGUACACGCAAUUGGAAUAAGAUCCAAGACAAAGUUAACAGCAAAAAUUCUAGAGCAUGCAAAAAAGUUAAUUGUUAUUGGUUGCUUCUGUAUUGGUACAAAUCAAGUUGAUAUCGACUAUGCUGCCAGUAUUGGGGUCGCAGUAUUCAAGUCACCAUUUUCCAACUCGAGAUCAGUCGCUGAAUUGGUCAUAGCAGAGAUCAUUACUCUUGCCAGACAAAUUGGAGAUCGAUCAAUCGAACUUCAUACGGGCACUUGGAACAAAGUUUCAAGCAGAUGCUGGGAAGUAAGAGGUAAAACUUUAGGUAUUAUAGGUUAUGGCCAUAUUGGAUCUCAAUUGUCUGUCCUUGCAGAGUCGUUGGGCAUGCAUGUCCUCUACUAUGAUAUUGUUACUAUUAUGCCAUUAGGAACUGCAAAACAAAUGUCUACUUUGAAUGAGCUGUUGAAUAAAGCUGACUUUGUAACAUGCCAUGUUCCAGCAACUCCAGAAACCAAAAACAUGCUAUCAGCACCACAAUUUUCAGCCAUGAAGGAUGGAGCAUAUGUCAUCAAUGCUUCAAGAGGCACUGUCGUAGAUAUUUCAUCAUUACUUACUGUCAUGAAGGCUGAGAAAGUUGCUGGCGCGGCGUUUGAUGUGUUUCCCAGUGAGCCAGCUAACAAUGCCUCGGGUGUUUACAAUGAUACCUUGAAUAACUGGACCUCAGAAUUAAUUUCUUUACCAAAUGUUAUUUUGACCCCUCAUAUAGGUGGCUCCACAGAAGAAGCACAAUGUGUCAUUGGAAAUGAAGUGGCACACAUGUUAAGCAAAUAUAUCAAUGAAGGAACCUCUGUCAGUUCGGUCAACCUGCCGGAAAUCAGUCUAAAAACAUUAGCGCUGGACAAAGAAAACACAGUUCGUAUAUUAUACAUUCAUAAGAACAUCCCGGGUGUAUUAAAGACAGUUAAUGAUAUUCUUGCCGAUCACAACAUUGACAAACAGUUUUCUGAUUCACGUGAUAAUAUCGCAUAUUUGAUGAUUGAUAUUUCUUCAGUUAGUCAAGAUGAAAUCAAGCAGCUUUACGACAGUUUGAACCAAACAAAUGCUAAAAUUUCAGUUAGAAUAUUAUACUAG
Molecule: messenger RNA, 1401 nt
Organism: Kazachstania africana CBS 2517
Lineage: Eukaryota; Fungi; Ascomycota; Saccharomycetes; Saccharomycetales; Saccharomycetaceae
Gene: SER33
Product: phosphoglycerate dehydrogenase SER33
Exons: 1
Coding region: 1-1401 (466 amino acids)
Molecular function (GO): NAD binding; oxidoreductase activity, acting on the CH-OH group of donors, NAD or NADP as acceptor
Source: RefSeq, a predicted model, not a curated record